This is a messenger RNA of Cooperia oncophora, 354 nucleotides long. The record is from the annotation of a GenBank genome assembly. Lineage: Eukaryota; Metazoa; Nematoda; Chromadorea; Rhabditida; Trichostrongylidae.
AUGGUGAUCGGUUUUAUUUGGUCCAUUAUGAUGCGGCAGAAUCGGCAGCACUACGCGUGGUUGUGGAGAGAGCAGGACUUUUUCCGGCCACAGAUGUGGGCUUCUGCACUGCUAGUGACCCUGAAUAUUUUACGCAUUGGUCAAAGUGGACACUAUGGUCUCGGGGCACAAACAAAAUUUAGACACAACGUUUUGACCGAUGCGGCAAUAGUGGUGAUGAUCGUACUGCUUGGAGCAUAUCUCUUUACUUUUGCCCAUAUCCUGGUAGUGUCUGCAGGCGGACUACAAGCUGCCGGUUACGAUUUUCAGAAGUUUGCUGCUCUUCGUGAGUCGCUCACGCAUUUUAUUCAGUGA